Sorghum bicolor (sorghum) is the source of this 2056-nucleotide messenger RNA. Its product is annotated as serine carboxypeptidase 1. The record is from RefSeq and is a predicted model, not a curated record. The transcript has 14 exons. Gene Ontology annotation, molecular function: acyltransferase activity, transferring groups other than amino-acyl groups; serine-type carboxypeptidase activity. Gene Ontology annotation, biological process: proteolysis; secondary metabolic process. The coding region runs from base 207 to 1592 and encodes 461 amino acids. Lineage: Eukaryota; Viridiplantae; Streptophyta; Magnoliopsida; Poales; Poaceae.
CAGUCCAGCUAGCCCGCCGGCGUGACGUGCACGGCGCACGCGUACGUUUCUCCGAUCCCUUCCGCUGGCUAUAUCUCUCCUCCUUUCCUUUUCCCCUUCCCUUCGUCAUCAGUCAUCACAAAGCCUGUCACAGACACAGAGAGAUUGUCCAUGUCCUAAUUCCUCUUGGCGAGUGAGUGGCCGGCAAUAAUCUAGCUAGCAUCGCCAUGUCUCGCCCAAGGAUCCUUGCCUCCGUGGAGGCCGGCGUGCGGCUGCUGCGUGUGGCGGCGGCGGCGGCGGCGGUCUUGCUGUGCCUGUCCGUGCAUCUAGGGCGCGCGGCGCCGCUGGGCGCGGAGGUUGCAGAGUUCCCAGGGUUCGAAGGCAACCUCCCCUCCAAGCACUACGCCGGGUAUAUAACAGUUGGCCAUGAGCAACAAAAGAGACACCUAUAUUACUAUCUUGCCAUUUCUGAAAGGAAUCCAAGCUUAGAUCCUGUGGUCAUCUGGAUAAAUGGUGGUCCAGCAUGUUCAGGGUUUAGUGCAUUUCUGCAUUCAAUUGGACCUUUUAAAAUGGAGGGCUCCCAAGUUCACAUUAAUGACGGUCCACGAGUAACCCUAAACCCUUACUCAUGGACAAAAAUGGCUAGCCUCAUUUUGGUUGACUCGCCAGCAGGUGUGGGCUACUCUUAUGCUGAUACCGAAGAUGACUACACAACAAAUGAUACAAGCAGAGUAGUGGACUUGUAUGAUUUUCUGUCAAAGUGGUUUGCGGAAUAUUCUGAAUUUCUAUCUAAUCCUUUCUACAUAGCUGGAUGCUCUUACAGUGGAGUGAUAGUACCUGUACUUGCACAGGAAAUUCUAAAGAGAAAUGAAGAGUCCGGUGGGAUGAAGAUAAACUUCAAGGGCUAUUCAUUGUGUAAUCCAGCUAUUGAUGUUGACAUAGAGAACAAUGCACAUGUUCCAUAUGCAUUUCGAAUGGGUUUGAUUUCAGAUGAAUUGUUUCAAAGUUUGGUUGCUACAUGUAAUGGAAAGUAUUGGAAUAACUCCAAUCCAUCGUGCCAAGGGAACAUGGAGCAAUUUUAUAUGCAAAUAAAAGGUAUUAACAUGGAGCAUAUUCUAUGCCCCCCAUGUCGAUACAAGAUGGGGAUAACCAAUGAAUUUGUGGAGUAUGAUUCUGGUCAAAUGUUUGAGCGCCUUUCUAAAACCUCCAAGCAUGGUUUAGAAUGCCAUGAUCAAGAGUUGGCCCUUGAGAAACUCUUUGAUACAGAUUUGGGCAGAGAAAAACUGCAUGCAAAAAAGGUUGAAGUAUCAGGAUCAUGGAAGAGGUGUCCCAAGCGUGUUCUGUACACGAGGGAUAUUCUAACAUUGAUAGAAUAUCACUUGAACAUAACAUCCAAAGGUUAUAGAGUGUUUGUUUACAGUGGAGACCAUUCUUUGCUUGUUCCUUUUACUGCAACUAUGGAGUGGCUAAAGAAACUAAACUACAAUGAAAUCGAGAAAUGGCAUCCUUGGUUUGUGGAGAAUCAGAUUGCUGGGUACUCAAUUAGGUAUGAGAACAAUAUAUUGUUUGCGACAAUAAAGGUCCCUAAACAUCCAAAACAUUUGGGUCACUAAACUUGCCUACUAACUACACGAUGGCUUGGACUGGACCAUAGAGGUGAGGUCCACAUGAUAGCCCUAGCCCUAGCCCUAUCUUCACUGCUUGUUUUUAUCUCUCACUCCUCGUAUUGUGUCCUCCCGCCCAGCAGACAUCCUCUUCCUCUAUGGCACAUCCUCCAUACCUCUUCGUCCUCCAACCUAGACACCCCAUGACGGCCUCUUUCGUGGCUGCGAAGUAUAGUGACUACAUGUCCUUGUCUUGGAUGAAGCCUUGAUCCCUCUAUCAAGGUCCUAAAUUGUGUUGCCAGCAUCUCAAACGCUACCUUGUCACUAAUGAGGUUGUGCACAUUGUGUGUGUGUGUAGAGGGGGCAUGCCCUUUUGUAGCACUCGCUGGCCACCGUAUUUGCCUCCCAUGCAAAAAUUAAAUGUACACCAUCUACACAAUGCGGGUUGUUGGGCUAUAGGUUCAUGGUAUGCC